AUUUUGAUGUUCCUGCACGGGCCAGGACAAAGGCUCUGCGCACGGUGCUCCCCUGACCUCACCCUGCCUUGUUACCUUCUCCUCCUCCCUCGCCAGCUCAGCUACAACUCUCUCUCUCUCUCUCUCUCUCUCUCUCUCUCUCUCUCUCUCUCUCUCUCUCUCUCUCUGUUGGAUUGUCAAGGCUUGAAAAGAUCCAGGCCGUCCGUUCUUUUCAGAUCCAACGGCUGCUGUGUUUCACUCAUUGUUAGCUAAGGGCAGUGAUGUAAUUUGCUUUGAUUUUCUGGUGCUGUAAAUGAAUAAUAAAAACACAGGAGGGGGCGGGGGUUCCUGCAACACUUCAGUUUUUCAGCUUCUUGGAAGAAAGAAAAAGUGCAGCGGAGCCGCGUCGUCUUCCCUGGCAGAGCAGCGAGUCUUCUUCUUCACCCCGAGCGCAGGACAGACGUCUUCACUCUUUCUCCGAAACUCUCCAUUUUCUCUCUGCCACCAGCCGCCACGCAGAGCAGCUCCCCCAUUCUCUCCAUCUCUCCCGCUGCUAAACUCCCUCUGCCUCAAAGCCACCAUCAAUACCCUCACCCAAACCUCCAGCGACCAGCCUCUUUCCAUCUUCACUAGAUCCACCGCAAUCCUCACAUCUCCAACUGGCCGAACUUUCACCUUAAGCUUCCCACGGAUCUGCAGAAGCUCCAUUCCUCACCUCAUAGCCAUCUCCCUCGUCAGACCCUCCGAACUCUCGCAGCUCUAUCCACAGAGCGGCUCACCCGAACCACCUUCGGCAUCGCCACCGUCACCUCUGGCAACACCCACAAUCUCGACCAUUUGUCCAAGGGGAUUCGGAGUUUAAGCAGUGAAUCGGCUGGAGACGUUGCUGUUCGUUCUGGUGUUCUGUUUGGCUCUUCGUUGGAGUAUUCUGUGUCUCUUAGGGCAUUUUGAAUUCUUGGUAAAUUGAUCAAUGAACGAUCCGAUGUCUCUGUGUUGAAUCCAAAAGAUAAUCUGUUUUCUAUCUGACAUAAUAAUCUGUGGGUCUCUCGUCAUCUUUAAGAUGCAGAAUGUAUCAGACUCUUCCUCGACCCACAUUUUAGAGAGGGAGAUUCAGAAUGUAUCAGGCUCUUCCCCGACCCACAUUUUAGAGAGGGAGGAUGAGAUUGUCUCCCUAGAGUCAUCUACGCAUGUUGUUCAUGGCUCAAAUGGCAGACGUUCCGGGGUUGAGUUACUAUGGCAUACUAUCCAAUGGGGGCUUGUAUUUGCUUGUAGCGGGUUGUUACUUGGCUACUCCUUUACCAUUCCAGUUGGAGUUCUUGCCAUGGAUAAUUUUAUGUAUAUUUUUUUUCCAAAAAUAUUUUACAAGCUUACACAUGCUAGGGAGGACAACUUCUGCUCCUACGGCAACCAGUGGCUAAGUCUGUCACUUUCCGUACAGUACUUAGCAGCGAUGGCCAUGUUGCCUAUAGCACCAAUGGCACAUCAGAGGCUUAGCCGACGCUGGAUAAUUUUUAGCCCCACACUGGUAUUAUUCAUGGGAGUUGUCAUCAGUGUUCUUUUACCGAACACUUUUGCAUUAUUUUGCGGCAGAAUUCUGAUGGGGUUUGGAGCCGGAGUACUCUAUCAGGUGAUUCCUAUGAACAUUUUUGAGAUUGAGUCAGUUCCACUCAAGAAAAACAUGGGGCUUGUAAACCAAUUUGGCAUAAUGGCUGGGAACCUGCUAGGAUGUGUAGUAAAUUACUACACAUCACAAUAUCCUGAUUGGGAUUGGAUGGGGUCAUUUGGCAGCAUUGCGAUUUUCAACGUCCCAUUGCUCGUUUUGUCUUUGUUUCUUGCAGAUGGUUCUUUUAUAUUCAGAAAGGAAAGAAAUCAACAUACAAGGUAUAAAGAAAUAUUUCAAUGUCUUAGUGGCCGAAAGCUAAUUCAGGCCCUAGCUGCACAAGGGCUCCCACACGCAGUUGGGAUGGAUACACUGAGCUCGUACAUGCCGGUCAUGUUAGAGGGCAUCGGUGUUUCCUCCCAAGAGUCAUAUCUAGCGGCCAUGAUCCUCGCUGGCGUUAGUAUGUUAUGUUCAAUUGUAGCAAGUGUGCUGCGAAGAACAUGUGGGGGACGAGGAAGACUUUUAUUCUCCAUCAUGCUAUCAUUUAUCAUCCUUCUGCAGUUGUCCAUCUUGGUUGCUGUUUUGGUUAUAUUGAAUAAGUUCCGCAUCCCUAAUCCAACGGGCGCAGGUGUCCUUGCGGCAUUCAUGCUUCUUCUUGCGGCUGGUUCAGCGAUCAUAACAGCACCUGAAGGAUGCCUUGCUGUUGAUUUCUCUGAAGAAUCCAAUACCAUUGGCACAAUAAUAUCUAAUUUUACUAGUUUCUUUUUUUAUGUUGUAGUUACUCACGUAUUUUUUUUAAUGUUAUGCUCUUGGAGAGCACUUGUAUUUAUUUUCUUCUUCUUUUUGACAACUAUUGUAGGUGUCAUUUUUUGGUAUUUUCAAGAUUGGCAUAUGUAAAAAAAUUCAAUUGUAGUGAGUUUGAUGGGAAAAAAGUUUAGUGCUUGCUUCAA
Malania oleifera is the source of this 2529-nucleotide messenger RNA. RefSeq names its product sugar transport protein 6-like. Gene Ontology annotation, molecular function: carbohydrate transmembrane transporter activity. The transcript is spliced from 8 exons. Lineage: Eukaryota; Viridiplantae; Streptophyta; Magnoliopsida; Santalales; Ximeniaceae. The coding region runs from base 1040 to 2476 and encodes 478 amino acids. Gene Ontology annotation, biological process: transmembrane transport. Gene Ontology annotation, cellular component: membrane. The record is from RefSeq and is a predicted model, not a curated record.